GAAAAUUUGGGAAAAAUAAAUUACAAAAAGUAAAAUGCAUUUGUGUUGGGUUUUUUGUUGUUGAAUCGGAUUCAACAAAUUGCCCAAAUUCCAAGUGAAAAUCAUCGAUAAAUGAAGAUUCACGUAAAUUAUUAAAAAUCCUUUGACUCCCGGCUCGCAGCGAACGUUAAAACGGGAUCGUUUGGAGGUCUUUGAAAUUUAUAAAGAGAAAAGAAAAUGCUGAAAUUUCAAAUACAGUCCAAAACGAUUGGGAAAUAAACGACGAUCGCCAACUGGAAAUGGUCUCUCAAUGCAAUUGCCCAUGCUAAAUAAGCAGUUAAUCCAAUCUAACGAUCGAUUAAUCGAUCUGUUGUGUGUGCGAAAAAGCAAAAUAAAGCAAAGAAAAUGCAAGAAAUCUAAUUGAAAAUCCAAAAUAUUCCGAAUCAAGUGAGAAAAUUCAAAUCAAAAAAGAAAAAAGAAAAAGUAUCUCGAAAAUGUGCGAGUGAACGAGUUGAAGAUAUCUAUUAAAAUCCGCCGUUAAGCAAAAGCUAUAGAGUUAAUGCUCUCUCGCAAAUCGGGAUAUUUGUUCAAUGGGAGGAGCGCGCCCAUUUAAAAUUAUGCGCCUCCACAACGGCAUACGAGAAAUGCUAUAUAGAUCGUGAUCGUAAACGAAACAUGGUACGCGACAGCAGCCGUAACAUUUGUUUUGGAAAAUUAGCCGAAACUACGCAGCAGCAACAACAACAAAUCGCCGUGGAUAGUAGCAGCAGCAACAACACCAAUAACAACAACAACAACAACAACAAUAAUAAUAACAAUAAUCAGAAACUACGCGAUACAUUAAAAAGGUCUACAGAAGAACCACCGACAAACAGCUUCGAAAGGAACUAUUACGAUCGCAGCCGCUUAGUCUAUCAAGCCAGCAACGCAGCAGCAGCAGUAGCGACAACUGCCAACAGCAACACAAACAGCAACAGUAACAGCAGCAGCGAUAGAUCGCGCGCUCGAGAUCGUCUUUACAGGAAUGGUUCAGCAGCAGCCGCAGCAGCAGCAACAGCAGCAGUUGGUGCGUCAGCUACGAGUAGCAACAGCAACACGACGACAACGACAGCAGCAACGGCAGCAGCUGCAGCGGGAGUGGGCGCGGUUGCAAUUGCAGCUGGAGCAGCGACAGCAGCAGGAGCAGGACAAGCAACUGCUGGUGCGGGAUUCGGAGUGGGUGGAUUUGGUGGUGGUGGUGGGCCACCAUUGGGCGAUCGGAGCAACAACAACAACAUCAUUAACCAAAACACACGCGUACCGCAGUCAUGGUACGAAGCUGCGGCUACUGCGACAGCGCAUCUGAAAAGUCCUGGUGGCAGUGGCAAUGCCGGCGUCUCAGCAGCUGGCAGCAUAAUGAGCUCACCGAUCAAUCAUCAUUCACAUCCACAUCAGCAUCAGCAUCAUCACUACAACAACACAUCCGCCUCGUAUUCAUCACCCGCCCACUCGCAUACGAUAGCAGCAGCGGCGGCGGCAGCCGCAGCAGCAGCAGCAGCGGCGUCCAUUACGACGGCCAUGCACCGGAGUGUGGCGUAUGCGGGCAGUGCUGCGGAUGAAGCAACAACCACUUUAAAUUCUGCCCGCAAAAUUCACCUGCACCACAACAACAACAGCAGCAGUGGCAGCAGCAGCAGCAACAGCAACAGCAGCAGUAGAAGUCCCGCUGCUGGUGGUGUCAGCAAACUAAAUAAGCUGCUCAAAACGACGGCAGCAGCGCGCUGCGGCUCCGAGUCGCCUUUGAGCGGUGCUGCGGCAGCGUCAGCGGCAGCAGCGACGACAAGUACAAUCACAAACAAUAGUUUUAGUAGUAAUAGUUUAAAUAAUACAAUAAACACGGCCACUCCAACGAUGCCAAUUGCAGCAACAGCAACAUCUUCAAGUGGCAACAGCAACAGCAACAGUGGCGACAUUUUAAAUGUUGCCGCUGCCGCGUUGGCCGCCGUCGUGGACAAUGGCAAUGCGACAACACAGAAUGUGAACGAUGGUCGAGCACCGCGACAUCAUUUGCAUGGACGCAGCACAACGUCGUCCAGUCGCUCCCAUUCACGAUCGCCGAGCAGUUAUAGCAGCUCGCACAGCUCAUCAUCGGCCUCAUCGCACACAUCGUCGCAUUCGCACGCGUCCAGCCCGAUAUCGGGCAAUUGUGCCGAUGCACUCGUUGGUGGCGUUGGUGGCAUUGCAGGAACAGCGCACCGCAGCUCACGCAGCUUGCAGUCCUGUGUGACAGUUGGCAGCAACUCUUCAAAUCCCAGUGGCAAUGUGGGCGGCGGGUGUGGUUCCAGUAGCAGCAGCAGCAGCAGUUCUAGCAGCAGCAGCAGCUCCUGUUUGGCCGCCAAUCCGGUGGUUCAUUCCGAAGAUAAUCGCCCGUUGGCGAUACGAGUCCGUAACCUGCCCGCCCGUUCCUCGGACACAUCCCUCAAGGAUGGUCUCUUUCACGAGUACAAAAAGCAUGGCAAAGUCACGUGGGUCAAGGUUGUGGGCCAGAAUUCGGAACGCUAUGCGCUCGUCUGCUUUAAGAAACCGGACGAUGUGGAGAAGGCACUGGAAGUGUCGCAUGAUAAACAUUUCUUUGGCUGUAAAAUCGAAGUGGAGCCCUAUCAGGGCUACGAUGUGGAGGACAAUGAGUUUCGUCCCUAUGAGGCCGAACUGGAUGAAUACCAUCCCAAGUCCACACGAACGCUAUUCAUUGGCAAUCUGGAGAAGGAUAUCACGGCGAGUGAGCUGCGUGUCCACUUCGAAAGCUUUGGCGAAAUCAUCGAGAUCGACAUCAAGAAGCAAGGACUCAAUGCCUACGCCUUUUGUCAGUAUUCGGACAUUGUGUCUGUGGUGAAAGCGAUGCGUAAAAUGGAUGGCGAGCAUUUGGGCAGCAAUCGCAUCAAGCUCGGCUUUGGCAAAUCGAUGCCAACGAAUUGCGUAUGGAUCGAUGGUGUGGGCGAAAAGGUGUCCGAGUCGUUUUUGCAAUCGCAAUUCACGCGCUUUGGCACUGUGACCAAGGUGAGCAUCGAUCGCAUGCGGCAAUUGGCUUUGGUGCUGUACGAUCAGGUGCAGAACGCUCAGGCGGCUGUCAAGGAAAUGCGCGGCACGAUAAUGCGUGGACGCAAGCUCCAAGUGGACUUUGCGUCGCACGAGUGCCAGGAUGCCUUCUAUGACAAGCUGGAGAAGCAGCAGCAACAGCAGCAACAACAACAGCCACUGCAGCAGCUGCAACCUCAACCGCAGCCACAACAGCCAACACAGCAGCCCAAUGCGGCAUCUGCCUCCUCGCGCUUUAAUCGCUACGAGUCAUCACAGACACGUUCGCGAGCCUCCUCCUUCAGUCGGCAUCAGAACUCGAACGAUGGUUGUUCGCCGGGCGGCAGUACGCCGGGCAGCAGCACCGCAACCACCGCCAGCAGCAGUAGCACCAGCAGCAGCAGCGGCAACGUCUCGGCCAGCAAUGCGAUGCCAGCGCCGAGUCUUGCCUCGGCAGUUGUGAGCGGCAACAGUGGAGGAGCAACCGCAGCGUUGUCCUCGACUGUGGGUUGCCCACAAAAUGCCAUGCCCAUGUCGCCGGCGGCGAUGGUGCAGGCGCGUAUGCGUAUGGCGCGCAAUGCGAGGCACACCAUCGACUUUGACUUCAACGAUACGGGUCGACGGUUUCGCAACUUUGACGAGCACGCGAGCAACAACAACAACAACAACGGCAGCAGUGGCAACAAUCAGAUGCAGGACGAGGAGGCGAACGCGGCGGUGCGCUCAGAUUCGCCCGUCAUUGCACGGCUCGGACCCGCUGUCAAUAGCAGCAGCGCCAGUGGGAGCGGGAGUGGCACUCCAAUCAGCGAUACGCUCGAGGUGACGCUGAACAACAGCGGAAACAGCAGUCGUCGUCGUUGUGGUAAGACAUCUGUAGAUUUGCGCCAUCAAGUGCACAAUCCACGUUUCCAAUUGCCAGAACAACAACAACAACUUGACGAGUGCCCGUCCAGUGGUGAUGAGGGCGUGGUCAGUCCGCGCAAGCGCAUCAAAAUGGAUUACCAUCAUCAUCAUCAUUCCAAUGCCAGUGCGCAACUGCAUAUGCUGGAUCAGAACAGCGACUCGUUGGCCUCUGGUCAUAGCAGCAGCAGCAACAGCAACACCAACAACAAGCCCAGUCCGCUGUCCAACUGUGAUGUAAUACAUGAUCCUCUCAAUCGCAAAAGCGAAAUUCGUCGCGUCUCGGAGGCGAAUAAGUUUGCUGCGAUCGCACCACCGCCCACACAACACCACAAUAUGAUGCUCAGCAGCCGGCGGCCAUCGAUCGAUGUUGGCGCCUUGACAGCGCUGUCCAAUUCGUCGGCCUUUCGCCACGGCUUGGUCGGCGCCAGCAGCAUGGAUCAGCAGCAUCUGAUGAAUGCUUCGCUGGCAGCGAAACGACGUCGAGUUACAGCCAGCACGCUGCAGCUGUCGCAGCCGCAGCCGCUGCAACAGCAGCAGUCAUCGUCGUCGUCGUCGUCAUCAUCGUUGUUGUUGUCCUCCUCAUCCGCCGCCGCCGCCGCCGGCAACAGCAAUAGCAGCAGCAACAGCUGUGGAUUACCACCUACGCUGGCAGCGCCCAUGCCCAAUGAUGACUAUCAUCAUCACGCGUCGCGUGGCCGGGGCCAUCAGCUACAUUCCCAUCACUCACACGAGGCCAGCGGGGGCGAGAGCGCCGACGGCUCACGGCCGGGCACGCCGCUGUGCGAUGAACGGCCAGAGGUGUUGCCCACAGAGCCGCGACGCCUGCCGCCGGCAAGGGAACGGACACGGGAGCGAGUGCGCGAAGUAAUGUGGCUGCCGUUGCCCAAAUUCGGUGUGCUCUUCUUUCAACAGCAGCGGAGUGCUGGCAGCAGCGGCAGUGGCGCGGGUAGCGGCGUGUCCAGCUACCUGCAGCAGCUGACGACGACAGCAUCGUUGCUCAACAACAACUCUAGUCUAAGUGCAGGAGCUGCGACGACAACCUCAGCAUCAUCAUCGUCAGCAACUGCGUCCAGUUUAUCGUUUCUGCCCUCACCCACGUUACGCUAUUGGCGCUCCUCCAAUCACCACCAUCACCAGCAUCACCAUCACCAUCAGCAGCAACAGCAGCAGCAGCAGCAACAACAACAGCUGCAGCAAUCCUCGUCGUCGUCCUCAUCGAUUGGCCUAAUGGCCAGUCCGGCGCGUCCUCGCUCGCUGAGCUCCAACUCAAGCGACUCGGAUGUGCCCAGUGGCCAGACGGGCGGCAGUCCCUCGUUGGAUGAGCGACUGCGCAACUUUGAGGAGAACUACGAGCGCUGGUCCGGUGGCAGCAGCAGCACCAAUCCCAACCAUGGCCAUGGCAGCCAUGGGCAUAGCAGCAGCAGCAGCAGCCAGUCGAAUGCGCUGCCCUCGUGGCAGCUGUCGAUGCACUCGACGAACCUCAGUGGUCUCAGCUCGUCGCAUCAGGCUGGUUCCGGCAACAGCAACAGCUCCAGCGGCACUGUCUCCAGCUCGACGAGCAAUUCGCGGCAUAAAUUUCUUGACAUUGACGAGCUGCAGCCGUCGGACAUUGUCAAAUCGCUGUUGGCCAAGAAGUCCGUCUUCGACGAUGACUUUCAGCGCCUCAAGAAGAACCAAUGGUACGAGCCGGCCAGCACGGAUUUCGGCACGGGCUCCACAAGCUCGGCGAAUGCGCGGCAUGGUGGGCUAUGCAGUGGUAAUACCUCACCAGCUUUGCCCAAUUUGGCGGCAACGAAGACAACGCCCAUCAUAGCCAACUGCAGCAGCAGCAGCAGCAGCAAUCUGGGCGGCAACAGCGCCGGCAGCAGCAGCAGCUGCAAGACAAGCGGUCUGCUGCAGCGAUUGAGUAGCUUGUCGCCCAUGAAUUCGCCGCAAGCGUCCAUGUCGCCUUACAACAGCCCGUCGCCGUCGCCCUCGGUCGUUGGUGUUCAGUUGGCCAAGCCCAGCUUGAGCAGCAGCUGCAACAGCAGCAGCAGUACAACAACAGCAGCAGCAACGACAGCGGCAGCAACAGCAACGGCGACAGCAGCAGCAGCCGCAACAGCAGCAGCUGCUACAAAGGGAUUGCAGUAUCCGUUUCCCAGUCACCCGCCAUUGCCAAACACCGCUGCACCGCCGCCGGCGAUACAACCGGCGCCGCCACCGCCACCGGAGGUGCCCAAGACAAAGUCAGCCACGUCCUCCUCUGCGGCCAGUCAACCGCUCAGCAAGAGUCUCAGUGUGCCAGCGGCAACGACAGAGACGCGAUCUGUGCUGCAGAAGUCCGCCUCAGUGCCGGGCAGCACGAAUGUGGGCACAACUGGGAGCAGCAGUGCAUCCUCUAACGGUAACAGUUCCUCAACAGCAACAGCCACACACGUACAAAAGCAAACGCCAAACCAUUCAUUGGAUGAAGUGGAGUCCAAGGGCAAUGCCAAGAGCUCAAGCUCAAGUGCAGCAAACGCCACGAGCUCCUCGGCGUCCAAGAAGAACAGCAGCAGCAGCGACAAGUCGCAUAGCAGCAAACACAAUAAUCGCUCCGAUUCGGAAAAGAAGUCCAAGAAGUCUUCCUCCUCCUCCUCCUCAUCGACCGCAAAUACAACUGCUUCGGAGAAGCGCAAGAAUUCGGCAACAUCGCAAUCCUCGAAGUCGGCAACGCCCAAAGUGGACGAUGAUUCCAGCGAUUCGGAUGAGCCACUAGAGAAGCCUGACAAGGAGCAAUCACAGCAACGUCUGGAGCGCGAGAAGGAGAAGGAGAAGGCGCAGCAUAAGGAGAGACAGGAGCGAGAGAAACGUGAGAAGGAGCUGCGCAAGCAACAGGAACGUGAGGAAAAAGAGCGCAAGGCCCAAGAGGAACGUGAGCGUGAAGAGCGCAAAGCCAAAGAAGAAAAGGAAAAGGAGCGAGAGCGAGAGCGUGAACGUGAACGUGAAAGGGAACGAGAACGGGAACGUGAACGAGAACGUGAGCGUGAGCGUGAACGUGAACGUGAAAGAAAAGCCCAAGAGGAGCGUGAGCAAAAGGAGCGCGAGGAGCUACGCGAAAAGGAGCAGCGUGAAAAAGAGCUACGCGAAAAGGAGCAGCGCGAAAAGGAGCAGCGUGAAAAGGAGCUACGCGAGAAGGAGCAACGUGAGCAGGAGGCGCGACAUGCGCGCAUGCGUGACAUGUGCGCCUAUCACAAAAAUAAAUCCGAUGCCAGCUCCGAGGCGAGCAGCUUCUACGCCCACAAUGCAGCCACGCCCAGUGAGAACAAUAAGGAAAAUGCUGCGGCCACUGACAUGGCAACACCACCAACAACAGCUACAGCAGCAGCUGGAGCAGGAGCAGCAAGUGUUGCUAGCUCAGCCCCAACUGAGAGCAACAGCAACAAGGAUCGUUCACGCAAAUCCUCGCGGAAUUCCCCAACGCCCAGCAGUGGACGACAGCACAAGCGACGCCUCAGCUCGCAGGACAGCAACCACAGCGGUGGUGGCGGUGCUGGUGGUGGACAGAAUCAUGAGGAUUAUGUGAAGCGCAUACGCAUGGAAAACCCGAACAGCAAUACGAGCAAUCCUCAUCAGCGACUCAGCGAUCGUCGUGACUCCAAGGAGCACAAGAACAGCAGCAGCAGCGGCGGCUGCAAGGAGGAGAAGAGCAGCUCCUCGUCCAAGUCGCAUGGCAACAGCAGCAGCAACAGCAGCUCCAAGCAUCAUCGACGCGACAAGCAUCACAGCAAAAGCACCAGCAGCACUGAGAUCAAUCAUACCGAAUUGGAUAACAAGCAGCAGCAACAACAGCAGCAGCAGCAGCAGCAACAACAGCAGCAGCAGCAACAACAGCAGCAGUUGCACACGCUCAACACCAGCGAGGAGGAGCAACAGCAGCCGUCCCAGUCGCAGCAGCAGCAGCAGCAAUCGCAGUCGCUGCAUAAGCAACGGGAGCAUCAUCAUCAUGGCAGCUCCUCGUCGUCGUCGCGGCACAAAAGCAAACGAGAUCACCAUCAUCAUCGCGAGAAGAAGCGGCAUUCGGUGGCCGAGUCCACCAAUACGGAUGAGGAGCCCAGCCACAAUCCGCACAGACGCAUCUCAGCAGCGGGUAGCUCUGCAGGCGAGCUUAGCUCGAACACAAAUACCUCCAGCAGCAAGUUGCAGCAUCAUCAACAGCAGCAGCAGCAGCAGCAACAGCAGCAUCAACAACAGCCGCAGCAGCAGCAAUCGCAUCAUCAUCAUCAUCAUCGGCGCAGCGUGGACCGCAAAUCGUCGCGUGGCUCAGAUGAGGGCGGCGCCUCCUCGAAGAGCGCUUCACAGCCGCGCAAGAUGAUGCUCAGCUCCGCUGAUUCGGAUGACACAGACGAUGCAUCCAAGAAGCAUUCCAUAUUUGAUAUACCCGACGAUUGUCCCAACGUAUCAAUGUACGAUAAAGUGAAGGCGCGCAGCUGCAAGAAUAUGCAGCGCCAGGCCGAGGAGAAGAAGAUCAAGGCCAAGUUCUCACAGCUGAAGCAGUCGCGUGCGAAAAAGAAGCGAUCCACCAGCUACGACGGAGACAGCGAUACGGAGUUCGAGGAUCGCAUGCAUCAUCGGCACAGCGGCAGCAGCAGCUUCCAUGGCCGCAAUCAUGGGGGCCUGAGCAGCAGUGACGAUGACAUGGAUGAUGCCGAUGGCUUUCGCAAGAGUUCGCACAGUCGCAUAUUCUCCGAUUCGGAUGCAGAUGGCGAGGUGGAUGCGGAGACUGAGGAUCUCAAUGCUAGCCGCCUGCGCCAGAUGCAACAGAAUCUUCGACGGCUGUGCGAUGGCGACGAUAGCUCCGAGGAUGAGAUUCGUCGCAAUGUGAUUAGCCACGCGGGCAAACGCAAUUGCCUUUCGACGCGCAUCGCCUCCGAUUCGGAGUCGCAGUCGCAGCCGGCACCGGAACUGAUCAACACCAGCAUCAAACAGGAGCCGGACAUCAAGCAGGAACAGAUCUCCGAUAACGAAGUGAAGUAUUCCAAAUCCCGUCACAAUUCGCACUCCUCCAACGAGGAGCGCAAACUGAAGACGGACUUCAAGAAGGAGUACAACGAGUACUUCAACACCGGCUACACGAACUAUGUGGGCGACAGCAGCUCGGCCAAGAUCAAGGAGUACUCUCCGGAGACGCGCAAGAAGCACAAGAAGAGCAAGAAGCGUCUCAAGUCCUCAGCCGAGAGCAGCGCCACCAUAAAUGUUGCUCCUGCCCCUGCUGCAACGAGCAGCAUCUUCGAUGUGACCGAAUGCAAGCCCAACAAAUUCGACAGCUUCGAUGAGCUGAAGACGGAGCCGGUGACAUUCGCCACUGCUUUGGAGGUAAACGCGAGCUCGGUGGCGGCCAGCGAGAGGCGGAAGCACAAGGAGCGCAAAGAGAAGAAACGCGAGAAGCUGCGCAACUUGAGCGACACCAACGCAGCCGGCGGCUCUGUGGAGCAAUUGAGCGAGAAGCUGUCCAAGGAGGAGCGACAUCGGCUGAAAAAGUCGAAGAAAUCCAAGAGCCUGGACACAUCAGCUCGAUUGUACAAUGUCAAUGCGUCCAAUGCCUCCCCACCGACGCCCACCACGUUGAGCACACCAGCGCGAGACUCUGCCAAGCGCAGUGAGGACAAAAUGGAGGACAUCUUUGGCAUUAUCUCCGAUGAGGAAGAGGACGAGGAGGAAUCCCAGUUGACUGACGAUCAGCCCGACACGACUAAGGCACAGCUCUCCACCACUGGACCCAUGGUGUCUGCUGCACUGCAAACGUACAAGCAGGAGCCGCCUCUGCUCAGCCACAACAGCAGCAACAAGGAGCCGGCGAUACAACAACAGCAGCAGCAGCAGCAGCAACUGCAACAGCUGCAGCAAGAGGAACUAGAAGUGGAGCGGAGUGAGCGCGAGCGACAUCGCAAAGAGAAGCGCGAAAAGAAGCGACGCGAGAAGUCAGCACGCGAGCCAAAGCAGCAGCAGCAACAGCAAAUGCAACAGCAACAACAGCAGCAGCAGCAACAACAGCAAAAUGCAAGCAAACUGGACGACGACAACAGCGUCGAUAUGGAUGAGGCGGGCCGUGCGUUGGAGGCGCAGCUUAUGGAGGACUUUGAUAGUAAUAAGAUGCCCGAAGAUGCCACGCCCUCCACAGCAACCACCUAUCGCAGCGAUAUGACGGACGUUUUCCGUUUCUCGGAUAACGAGGACAACAAUUCUAUCGAGCAGCAGCAGCAACAGUUGCAGCUGCACUCGCACUCGAGCGAAAAGCAGUUGGAGUCCAAGGAAUCGGUGCACAAGAGCAAGGACAAGAAGAAGAAGAAGAAGCGCUCCAAAGAGGAGAAACAAGAGAAACUCGACAAGCAGCAGCAGCAACAACAAUUGCAGCUCCGUCGCGAAUCAGCUUGCUUGCCACCAGCAACAGCUGCUGCACCAACAACAGCUACAGGUUCCUCGGUUAGCUCGCUGACUAUCAAUGUGCAGGCCGCCUCGAAGCAUGCCGAGGAGCAGCUGGAGAAGGAAUCGAAGCACAGUUCUCCACUCUGCAAGCCAUCGCCCAGUUUGCCUUGUCUCAUUGGCGACGACGAUGACGAGGAGCCACCCAUAACGAUGCCCGCCAUCAAGGCCUCGUCAGCCAGCAGCAGCAGCAACACGAACAGCAAGAGCAACCGGUUGAACUCCUCCGAUGCGCUCUCGCCGGCUCGUGAGAAGCCACGCCUGAUCAGUCCCAUACCAAAGACGCCCACCAUUAGCCAGAGCAACAGCUCCAUGCUGUCCACACAGUCAGCGGAAACGCCUGUCAGCAGUGGUGCUGCGCCUCUGGUCACCACGCCCACAUCCUCAACAGCGGCUGCUGCUGUUGAGUCGAAGAACUCCAUAGAGAGCAGCUCACCCACCAGUGCGGCUCUGAACAAGAAGAAGGAGGUGUUCAUACCGGGCUUUGAUGGUCAGCUGGACUAUAAAAUAAGCGAGUCGGCGGUGCAAUCCAUUUCGGCUGAGUUGAAUAGCGGACUGCUCGAUGUAUUGGCCAAUGAGCCCAAGAUACCAGUCGCAUCGCCACCGGGAGCUGUCAAGACGCUGGACAAGCUUGAGGACAGCAAGUCCCGAGUUACCAUCUCACAGGAGGAGACUGAGAGCGCUGUGUCCGCACUGCUCGGCGAAAGCUUUGGCACAUCCUCAACGGCAGACUACUCGCUGGAUGGCAUGGAUGAUAUGACCGCUACCGUUUCGGAGGUGGCUGUCGCCGAGCCCGAUGAGGAGGCAGCGCUUGCUGCCAAGGCGAUUGAGGCAGCCGUCGAAGAGGUUGCCACAGAGGCAGAGCCAGAGCCUGAGCCCGAGCCUGAACCCGAACCUGAACCGGAGCCAGUUGUCGUCUCUGUGGGCGUAGUGCUCGAUGCCGAGGAAGUGAACAAAGCGGUGCAGAGUUUGCGCAACGAGGACAUGGACAUCAAGGCGGACACGCCACAAUCCGAGCGCGACCUGCAAAUCGACACAGACACCGAGGAGAAUGCCGACGAGGCGGACAGCAGCGGUCCCAGCCUGAAGAUCGACGAGACCGCACCACAGAACAGUGGCUCCGACAAGUCAGCGUCGAGUGGUGCUGACAAGUCGCCUGAGCCGAGCAGCGAGUCCAGUGCACGCUCGAGGCAGACAGUCGAGACUCCGCAGCCCACCGUCAUAACCAAGCUGCCGACUCCGGUGCCAGUGCCGGCAACAGUUGCAGCCCCAUUGCUGCCCAAUCUGCUGAAGAUCGAGCCGCCAACCAUUAGCAAGUUGCAGCAGCCACUCGUGCAGCCAGUGCAAACGGUGCUCCCAGCACCGAUAGUUACUGCUGCCGCAGCUGUGCGACCGGCAACGCCCGUCAUCAAUUUGGAUCUGUCCAAUGUGAUGGCCAACUGCUCGACUGCAACAAGCAGCAACAGCUCAGCCUCGCUGUCCUUUGGCAGUCCAACAACGACGCAGAAAGCAAUGCCACUGGCUUCCACGCCCAAGCAGACGCCAGCAACAACACAGCAACAGCAUCAGCCAAUGCCACAGCGCACGCAGUCGCUCAUCAUGCAGCCGCCGACAAUAUCUAUACCGGAUCAAACGCCACAUUUUGUGGUGCCGCAUUUGAUAUUGUCGCCGCAGCAGCAACACCAACAGCAGCAGCAACAACAACAACAACAACAGCAGCAGCAACACCAACAGCAAGCGCCUCCUGGCACCUAUCUAAUGAGUAUACGUGCACCGUCGCCGCAUAGUCCGCUGUUGUCUCCGGGACGCGGCACGCCCAAUCGCCAGCAUAGUCCAGCUGCGCGCCAAAUAGCGCCAGCACAGCAACAACAUCCGCUGGCUUCGCCUACGGGCAACAGCAACAUGAACAUGAGUCCGUUGCCCAGUCCCACAGCGCGUGGAGUUGCCACAACCACGACAACAUCGCCCACAACAAGUGUCAAGAUGUCAACACCUAACAGCUACCUCCCACGUCCACCGCUGCAUCAGCAACAACAGCAACAACAACAGCAGCCGCAACACCCGCAACAACAUCAGCAACAGUCUUCACCGAGCAGCAUGCCCAAGUCUGUCAUUGAGUUGCAGUCAGGCGCAGGAGUUGCUGCUGGUCAAGGACCACAAUUGCUGCCGAUGCCGUUGCAGAAAAUGCCGCCGUUGCCCGUGCCGCAUCACCCGACAAUCAUUAGCAAGGUUGUCACCGUGCAGCCACAGCAGGCGAUCCAGACGCAAGUGGCCAGCUCGCCGCCCAUGGGUAGCUUGCCGCCGCAUAAGAAUUUGCAUGUGAAUGCCCAACAACAUCAGCAACAGCAGCAGCAGCAACUGUCUCCUCAAAUGUUGUCUAAGAUGAACGUGCAUCAGCAACAGCAGCAGCAGCAUCAACAACAGAUGCAGAAGUUCAUCCAUGCACAUCAACAACAACAAAUGCUCGACCGCAAGCCACAGCGACAGCAGCUUGUGCCGCAACAGCACCAACAGAUGCAUCCGCAGCAGCACCAGCAACCACAACAGCAACAACAACAGUCGCUCAAUGUUAUACAGAGCGCGCCAGCAGCACAAAAAAUAAUUGUGCAGCAGCAAAUUGUGCCGGCACCAACAUCUAUACACUAUCCGCCGCCACCGAAGGAGACGGCGCCUGCUGUAGAGUCGCCCGUGUUGCCGGUGAAGACUUCGGAGAGCGUUUCCGUAAUACGUACGCCCACGCCCACCAUCAGCCUGGCCAACUCGCCACAGGCAACAAAGGUUGCAGCAGCAGCAGCGGCGGCAGCAGCAGCAGCUGCUUCUCUGCUUACCGAGGAGAAUGUCAUCAAGAUCUCACAGCCCAAGCAGGAUGAGCUAAUCGAGCAGGACUCGAAGGAGGUGGACAGCGACUACUGGUCCGCCAAGGAGGUGAAUAUUGAUAGUGUCAUCAAGAAGCUUGAUCCGGCAACAGCAGCUGCAGCUGUUGCAGCCGCAGCUAUCAAGGACGACAACCAGAACAAACGAGCAGCAACACAAUUGCAGCAGCAGCAACAACAACAACAGCAACCACCUGUAACUGAAUUGCCCUCAGCUGAAACAACACCUUCGUUGCCCAGUGAGCCGCCAGCAACAGCAGCAGCUGUAGCUGCAGCAUCAACAACACCAACAGUUGCUGCCAAUGUCAGCUCCAAUGAUCAUGACACCGAGGAUGAAACCGAAACACGUCAACUCACAGUGAAGGCUCUCAAGCAACUAGGUCGACCGCCAAGCGCGCGUGGCACGGCAGCAAAACGCGGACGCCAGCCACGCGGUGCCAAGGCCAAACAAGCUGCCGGAUUGCCACCAGCAGCUACGGAGCCCAGUUCGUUGCUGACGCCGGGCGACAACGGUGUACACACACGCCUGCGCAAGCCUGUGACGGCGCCAGUGACACGUGGACGCAAGGGCAGACCGCCACGGAACUUGUUGCUACAGCAACAGCAGCUGCAACAGCAACAGCUGGCACAACAGCAACAGCUGGCACAGCAGCAACAGCAGCAGAAGGAGCCUGUGCCGCCUGCACUUAUGGCAAUGCCUGUGCCCACAGCCGCUGAGAAGAAGGCCAGGAAUCAGGCAUUGACACAAGCCAGCGGAUCCAGUCAGGAUAUAUACGAGUUCCAUGACGAUGUUGGCGAUGCUGAGCCCAAGAUAAAGGCAACUCCAGUUGUUGCCACAGCGGCAGCAGCUGCUGCCGAUGACCCGCGACCGCGACUCAUACUGACCAUCAACAAGCUGAAGAAUAGCAGCGAACUGGAGAGUCAAGCGGAAGCGACACAGCCACAGCAACAACAGCAACAACAGCAGCAGCAGCAGCAGCAACCACAGCUGGAGCACAACACGGACAGCUCGGAGUCGUGCAACACGCGUAAGUCACGUCGGCUGCAAGAGAAGGAGGAUCGUAGCACUGUGGACGAUAUUAUAGAGGACGUAGUGCGCAACACCAAUACACAGCAGCAGCAACAACUUCAGCAGCAAUUGCAACAACAGCAGCAGCAACAACCACAACAACAGCAGCCGCAGCAACAAUUGCCCAAAGGAGCGCAAACGCCACCUCGACGCUCCGGUCGCCAUGCCCAGGCUAAGAAGCCAGAUGCUGUACAAACGCCGAAUGCGGUGGGCAGGCCGCGACGCUCCAAGGAACGCAAGACCAUAUGUGAGCCACCAGCUGGCUUGCAGGAGGAGCCCACCAGCAGCACAGCAACCGCAGCAGCAGCUUCAGUCGCACCGCCGCACGUUACCCAUGUGCCCGAGGUUAAGGAAGCACCGCCAGCUCCUCCUGUCCAGACGAUUGCACCAACACCCGCAGAGCCAUUGCCAUUGCCGCCUGUUGUGGUGUCAAAGCCCACGCCGCAGCAUCCCAAGAAGAAGGCGAUUGCAGCAGCCGAAAUUGAAUCCUAUCAGGCCAUCAAUUCGUCCAUGCCGCCCAUGCAUCAAACAGCCGCUCCGGCGGCCACGCAGAAGAUCACAGGCGGCGCCGCAGAUGCGGUGAGCAAGGCGCUAAUCGAUCCGGUUACGGGCGUCAUUACGGCGGGCAUGCCGCAGGGCAAGGAGGGCAAUUUGCCGGCUGCCAAUGCAGCGGCGCCAGCUAACAGCAGCAAUGAGGUGACGCCACUGCAGCAACAGCAGCAGCAACAUCAGCAGCAGCAGCUGCAACAGCAACAACAGCAGCAACAGCUGCAGAUCAGCGCCACAGUCAUAGCGCCUGCCACGCCCAUAACAACGCUGAGCAAGCCUGUGCAGUUGCAAGUGCAAGAGGCAGCGGCCACAUUGCUCAACAAGCCGGUCAGUGUGCUGGUCAAGAGUAAUGCCCCGCCCACACAGCCGACGCAAAUAAUACUGCAGCAACAGCAGCAGCAGCCGCAACAACAACAACAGCAGCUACAGCAGUUACCUCCGCAGCCACAACAACAACAUGUUCCGGCUAACAAGCAGCCGCUGGUGAUGACAACCGUGUUGCAGCACGCACAGCAUACAACGGUGCGUCCACCGCAACCACUGAAAGCGCACGUGCUCAAUCGCGAAAAGAAUCUGCAACAGCAGCAACAACAACAACAGCAGCAGCAGCAGCAAUUGACACCCAGCAAACAGCAUCAGCAACCGCCUCAUCCCGGUCACAUGUUGCUCACAGAUGCAGCCGGCAAUCAGCAACUGUUGCAGCCGAAUCUCAUUACGCGCCACAUGCUUGGCCAACAACAACAGGCACAGCAGCAGCAGCCGGGACAACAGCAGCAACAACAUUUGCUGGUCAAUAUACCACCGCCAACAGCGCAUUCACCACACUCGCCACGCAUUACAGCAGCUCAGCAUGUGCAACAGUCGCAGCAGCAGCCACCCAAUGGACCACAGCAGCAACAGCAACAGACGCUGGUCAUCAAGCAGGCCACAGCAACAGCAUCAACUGUGCAUCCCCAGAUACUGCAUGUGGUAAGCUCGAAGGCUUCAGUGUUGCCCGCACCACAGCAGCAACAGCAGCAGCAACAACAACAACAACAGCCGCCGCAACUACUGGCGAAACAGAACUUUGGCUAUGCGCAGCAGGCGCCAGCACAGCAGCAGCAAGCACAGCAACUGUACAAGCAGAAGGCACCGCAGCCGGUGGUGCAGAUGCCACCGCACAAUCUACUGCUUCCCGCGCAUGCUAAUCUGCUGUUGCAGCCAAAGCCAGCGGCGCAUUUGCAGCCACAGCAACAUCAGCUGACCCCAUCGCCACCGCCAAACAAGCCCAUUUCAGUGGUGCACAGUCUGCAGGCGGUGAGCCAGAUGUUGCCCGGCAGCGUGGGCAGUCCGCCGCCAAUGAAGCCAGGCCAACAGCAACCCAAUGCGGCAGCAGUUUUGCGUACGGCCAUUCCAAACAUCAGUCCGCAGGGACAGCCGCGUGUUCCGCCGCUGGUAUUGCCAUCGGGCAUGCCAGGCGUGCCACCCUUCGACGCCAGCAUGCAUGACCUGGGCGCCUAUGUCAGCGGUCGGCGCACACAGAGUCCACCGCCAGCGCAUCAGCAGGCAUCGCCCAUAACACCGAACGACACGGCCUAUCGUGGUAUGACUGCAAUGCUAUAUCAACAUCACAUGAUGCGCAGCGGGGACUAUGAUGACAAGAUGAUCAGCAGCAGUCCGCCCUUGGAGUUGCGUCGUCCAGGCAGUGGCCCGCCACGCACCAUUGCCGUGCCGCACAGUCUUCAAAGUCCACAGGAUCGCACCGCAGCGGACUCCCCGCAAAUGGCCCAAGUCUAUGUGCACAACGCUCGGAUACCCCACGCCCACUUCAGCGAGAUGGCCACACGUGGCGGGUACUACGAGAGUAGCAGUAUACAGUUGGAGCCACCGCCGGCGCAUCGUGCUGCGGCGUCGAUUAGUGUGGUGGUGCCGCCACCGCCUAAUGUCGCAAGCGCUAGUCCGUACAUCAGUGGCGGUGCCUCUGUCUCGGUGUCCGUGCAGCCAGGUCCUCAUAGUCUACAUCCCAGCCAGGCCAAGCUAUUGGAGCGUGAGCGCGAGCAGCGUGAACGCGAAAGGGAGAACGAACGCCUGUCCAUGGUAGCAGCAGUUGCCAAACAACAGCAGGAACAUCUGUCAGCCUCGGUUAUGCACGGCGGCAUGGAGCUGCCUGCUCAGCCACCACCGGCCGCGAUGGCGCCACCGCCGGGUGACUCACUGGUCACACUGUUGCAGCGGUAUCCGGUCAUGUGGCAAGGCCUGUUGGCCUUGAAGACAGACCAGGCGGCUGUUCAGAUGCACUUUGUGCACGGCAAUCCAAACGUGGCGCGUGCUUCGCUGCCCAGCAUGACGGAGACCAGCACGCCCCAAUUGCGCAUUGCGCAGCGUAUGCGACUCGAACAGACUCAGCUAGAGGGCGUGGCCAAGAAGAUGCAGGUGGACAAAGAGCAUUGUAUGCUAUUGGCGUUGCCUUGUGGCCGCGAUCACGCAGAUGUGCUGCAGCAUUCACGGAAUCUGCAGACCGGCUUCAUUACAUAUCUGCAGCAAAAGAUGGCCGCUGGAAUUGUGAAUAUACCCAUGCCGGGAAGCGAUCAGGCAGCAUAUGUGGUGCAUAUAUUCCCCGCCUGUGAUUUUGCCAAUGAGAAUCUGGAGCGUGCUGCGCCCGAUCUCAAAAAUCGUGUUGCCGAACUGGCUCAUCUAUUGAUUGUCAUUGCCACCGUAUAAAAAACGAAGGCGUUCAUCCUCUGAUCUACAAAAAAACAACACAAAUGUGACUUUUAGAAAA
Drosophila navojoa is the source of this 17632-nucleotide messenger RNA. It is a transcript of the gene spen, whose product is annotated as spen family transcriptional repressor split ends. Gene Ontology annotation, molecular function: RNA binding. NCBI's taxonomy places the organism in Eukaryota, Metazoa, Arthropoda, Insecta, Diptera, Drosophilidae. The record is from RefSeq and is a predicted model, not a curated record.